UCUCUCUCUCUCUCUCUCUCUCUCUCUCUCUCUUUCUCUCUCUCUCUCUCGCUCUGCCUCUCCAGUAUUUUCUCGGUUGCCGUGAAGAAGGGCAGAACACACACACAGGCGGCAGGAUGUCGAUCGUCAGCAUCGUUGCCAGGGAGAUCUUGGACUCCCGGGGAAACCCCACUGUGGAAGUGGACCUUCGCACAGAGAAAGGUCUGUUCAGGGCUGCGGUGCCCAGCGGAGCAUCCACGGGAAUCUACGAGGCUCUGGAGCUCCGAGAUGGAGACAAGAGCCGCUACAAGGGCAAAGGUGUCUUGAAGGCAGUCGGGCACAUCAACGAUACUCUGGGUCCCGCCCUUAUAGCCUCUGGCAUCAGCGUGGUGGAGCAGGAGCAGUUGGACAACACGAUGAUCGAAAUGGACGGCACAGAAAACAAAUCUCAGUUUGGGGCCAACGCCAUCCUGGGAGUGUCUCUAGCCAUCUGUAAGGCCGGUGCGGCGGAGAAAGACGUCCCCCUGUACCGCCACAUAGCCGACCUGGCAGGAAACACAGAGUUGGUGCUGCCAGUUCCUGCCUUUAAUGUGAUAAAUGGAGGUUCCCAUGCAGGUAACAAACUGGCCAUGCAGGAGUUCAUGGUUCUUCCUGUUGGAGCCGAGUCUUUCAAGGAGGCGUUGAGGAUAGGAUCGGAGCUGUACCACACGCUGAAGGGGGUGAUCCAGGAGAAAUACGGCCAGGAUGCCACCAAUGUGGGGGACGAGGGAGGAUUUGCUCCCAACAUCCUGGAGAACAGUGAGGCUCUGGAUCUGCUGCAGACAGCCAUAGAGAAGGCCGGCUUCACGGACAAGGUGGUGGUCGGGAUGGACGUGGCCGCCUCCGAGUUUUACCGCGAGGGGAAAUACGACCUGGACUUCAAAUCCCCACCCGAUUCAGAGAGACACAUCUCCGGAGAGGAGCUGGCUGACAUCUACCAGAGCUUCGUCAACAACUACCCAGUGGUGUCCAUCGAAGACCCGUUUGACCAGGACGACUGGGAAGCCUGGUCCCGUCUUACGGCCCAGGUGGGGAUCCAGGUGGUGGGGGACGACCUGACGGUGACCAACCCUAAGAGGAUAGAGAAAGCUGCGGAGGAGCGAGCCUGCAACUGCCUGCUGCUCAAAGUCAACCAGAUUGGCUCCGUCACUGAGGCCAUACAGGCGUGUAAACUGGCUCAGGCGAAUGGUUGGGGCGUGAUGGUCAGCCAUCGCUCAGGAGAGACAGAGGACACCUUCAUUGCUGACCUGGUGGUGGGACUCUGCACUGGACAGAUUAAGACUGGCGCUCCCUGCAGAUCUGAGAGGCUGGCCAAGUACAACCAGCUCAUGAGGAUUGAGGAGGAGUUGGGUGACCAGGCGCGCUUUGCAGGCCAUAACUUCAGGAACCCCAGUGCCCUGUGAACCUGACACACACACACACACACACACACACACACACACACACACACACACACACACACACUGACAGACACGACAAACAUGAAACAAGCCAUGCAAAAUGAAAGAUUCAUGAAAAAACACACGAGCAAAAGAGCCAAGCAAAA
This is a messenger RNA of Sander lucioperca (pikeperch), 1564 nucleotides long. It is a transcript of the gene eno2, whose product is annotated as enolase 2. Gene Ontology annotation, molecular function: magnesium ion binding; phosphopyruvate hydratase activity. The record is from RefSeq and is a predicted model, not a curated record. Bases 117 to 1421 code for a protein of 434 amino acids. Lineage: Eukaryota; Metazoa; Chordata; Actinopteri; Perciformes; Percidae. The transcript is spliced from 13 exons. Gene Ontology annotation, biological process: glycolytic process. Gene Ontology annotation, cellular component: phosphopyruvate hydratase complex.